Molecule: messenger RNA, 1687 nt
Organism: Alligator mississippiensis (American alligator)
Lineage: Eukaryota; Metazoa; Chordata; Crocodylia; Alligatoridae
Product: C-type lectin domain family 4 member F-like
Exons: 9
Coding region: 76-1059 (327 amino acids)
Biological process (GO): biological process involved in interspecies interaction between organisms
Cellular component (GO): external side of plasma membrane
Molecular function (GO): carbohydrate binding
Source: RefSeq, a predicted model, not a curated record
CCCUACAUUUUUCUGCGUGAAGGAUACUGUCACCGAGAAGUUGGGAGGAGACGGCGGCUGGGUUCUCCGUGCACGAUGAAAGCAGCAGCAGAAGAGCCUGUGUAUGGGAACAUGAUCAUCUCAGCUGUUCCUCGCCAGUCUUUUGGGAAGGGAAACCUUCCUGAGUCCUCUCCAAAGAGAUCCCGUGUCCUCUAUGCUCUCCUCCUGCUGCUGAGCGUCCUCCUCAUGGCUUCUCUUGGUGGAGUCACGGCCAAGUGUUUCCAGGAGCGGAGGGAGAAGCACCAAGUGGCCGAAGCAGUUCAGAGAGUCCGAGACUUCUGGAAGGAAAACAGCACUGUGAACAUGUCUGUCAUGGAGCAGACAGGCCAGCAGCUGGUGGGUGAAAUUCAGCCAUUACUGGGCCUGUGGGAGGAGAUCGUCUCGCCCUGUGCUGUGCUCCAGGAGCAAUACCAUUUCCAGGAGCAGCGGGAGAAGCGCCAAAUGGCUGAAGCGGUUCAGGGAAUCCGGGACUUCUGGAAGCAAAACAGCACCUUGAACAAGCCCAACCUGGAUCAGACAGAUCAGCCACUGGUGGGCAAAAUUGAGCCCUUACAGGUCCUUUGGGAAGAGGUCAUCACCCCUUGUGCUGUGAUGAAGAACCAGUUCAGGAGUGUCGUGACCAAGCUUUCCCAAGGCUGGAGACAUCACGGAGGGAACCUCUACUACUUCUCAGAGAAGAAAAGUUCCUGGGAGGAGGCUGAGCACUUUUGCAUGUCCCAGAACUCGCACCUGAGCUCCGUCCUCUCCCGGGAAGAGCAGGAGUAUCUUGCCACGCAAGUAAAAGGCGCAGAUCAAAGGUGGAUCGGGCUGAGUGACCGUGAGGCAGAAGGCUCCUGGCGCUGGGUGGAUGGCUCCAAGUACACGGCGGGGUUUUGGACAGAAAGCCAGCCGGACAACUGGGAUCAGGGAGUUGGAGGGACAGAAGACUGCGUUCACCUGAGCGAACCACAUUAUGAAAGAUGGAACGAUGCCAACUGCACCCUGCAGCACCGGUGGAUCUGUAAGGCGGCCCUGGGGUAGGCCACUGUUCUCCCAGGGAAGCCACACGCAGCAGCCUGGGACCAUAGAGUAAGCAUCUGUAAAGCAGGCUCACUCAAUAGGUUAAGACAAGUUCAAAUAAGUGCUUUUGGGCAGCACUAGUAGCAGUUAAGAGUAACAGCCGCUGUUCUGCUUUGCGGUAAGAACUGAAUUGCACGUAGUCAGCUAGCAGCCUAGGAUCCCCAAACCACGGGCACGCAGCUCCGCAGAGCCAGGCCCCCCUGCACCAACACCGAUGGUGUGACAACACAACAGAAUUGCCCUCGAGCCCCUGCUUGCACGCGUCCCCAGACGUGGGGGGAAGAGAGAAGAAGUCACCCCUGCCAGAACCAGGGGCCUCACCCGGGCCCCAAGGAAGCUGGUUUAAGACAUCGCAGCGAAGGCAGUCAGUGCAUAUUUAAUACAACAGGCCACACAGAAAUGUUGGGUGUCGACUGAGCGGGGAAUUUCGGAGAGCCCAGCACGUUAGAGAUGCCGUGCCACCAAUCUGCCUGCCACCCUCCUGCGUGUCCCGAGCUCGGAGAGGGGCAAUCUCUAUUACGGCGCUGUGGCAGCAAGAUGGGCACGGCAAUGGGCCUUUCUUCUUGUGCUUGUAGGUGUGAGCAAUAAA